Fulvia fulva is the source of this 5724-nucleotide messenger RNA. RefSeq names its product Lid2 complex component lid2. The coding region runs from base 1 to 5724 and encodes 1907 amino acids. Gene Ontology annotation, molecular function: histone demethylase activity; DNA binding. Gene Ontology annotation, cellular component: nucleus. Gene Ontology annotation, biological process: chromatin remodeling. NCBI's taxonomy places the organism in Eukaryota, Fungi, Ascomycota, Dothideomycetes, Mycosphaerellales, Mycosphaerellaceae. The transcript is spliced from 2 exons. The record is from RefSeq and is a predicted model, not a curated record.
AUGGUGGUCCCUUCGAGCGUUGGAGGCACGCCUACCGUACCGCCCAUGAUGGCCGGCCCACGACCGUCGCCUGUCGCUGCAUCAUCCACACCAUCGAUUGCCAUGCUACUUGCAGGGGCGAAACCACUCAAACCAGAGAAGAUCACUGCUCCUGGUACGCUGAACGGUCCGCCAUCAGGAAACAACCAUGCGAUACCUCUUAGUGCGAGGCGGGCGGAGCCGAUGGAUAUCAAUACUGUCGAGCGCAAAGGCCAGCGACCACGAAGUCCCGAGCGAACAACACCGCGCGUGCUGAACAUCCCGCAAGCGCCGACCUUCAGACCGACCGAGGAGGAGUUUCGAGAUCCUAUGGAGUACAUGCGGAAGAUCGCACCCGAAGGCAGCAAGUACGGCAUCGUGAAGGUCGUGCCGCCCGACAGCUGGAACCCAGACUUUGCCAUCAACACAGAGCGUUUCCAUUUCCGCACCCGACGUCAAGAGCUGAACUCGGUCGAAGGCGGCAACCGUGUCAACAACGACUAUCUCGACCAGCUGGCCAAAUUCCACAAGCAGAACGGCCAUAACCUGAACCGUUUUCCCAGUGUUGACAAACGACCACUCGAUCUUUAUCGCCUGAAGAAGACAGUUGAACGCAAGGGAGGUUUCGAACAAGUCUGCAAAGGUAAGAGAUGGGCAGAGGUUGGACGAGAUCUGGGUUACAGCGGUAAAAUCAUGUCGUCUCUGUCGACGUCUCUUAAGAACAGUUAUCAGAAGUGGCUGUUACCAUACGAGGAGUAUCUCAGAGUCGCAAAGCCAGGCGUCCAUCAACAGUUGGAGAUGAUGAACGGCGGCCCAUACACACCCUCACCAGGUCCUUCGCCGGCCAAGAAACAACCAGGAGCGUCACCAGAACUUCAUGCGCCGGCGUUGCACGCAUCUGCUGCUCUCCACGCCUCAGUCAAUGGUCACAGCCCACAGCCGCCACCUCACCAACAGCAAGCCACACCGCAGCAGACGCCGAUACAACAGCAGACACCGUUUCCGCAGCCACCGCCUCCACCUGCCAGCACCGGUGGUUUCACCCCAGUCAACGCUGGAGGCUUCACACCUGUUAAUGCACCCGUGCCAACACCAUCCUUUACUUCAGUCAACAGUGCCAAUGGCUACAACCAGUCGAAUAGUGCCACACCUCAACGCUCGCUCGAUUCCACCCCAGUGCAUGCCAACCAACAGGCGAUCGCGCCUCACCCAAAUGGCGUGGCAGCAUUGAAGCGACAACACAGCGAGCUGACGCCUGAGGAAGUAGAUAUGAUGAACAGGAGGAGUAAGCGCCUGCGCAAGGACGUACCAACUGUUGCGGGCAGCAACAUGCAUCACUCGCGCAUGUCUGCAGCACGUAUCGAGCAGCUCCGAGAGCGAGGCAACUACAAGCCAGGAGAGAUAUGCGAGUCGUGUGGCAAGCUGGACGAGCCACACAAGCGAUUGCGGUGUGAGGGCUGCGACUGCGCCUACCACAUGUACUGUUUGGAGCCCCCACUCAAGCAGCCUCCGGAUUAUGAGUGGCAUUGUCCUCGAUGCCUCGUUGGCACGAAUGAGUUUGGCUUCGAAGAGGGUGAUGUAUACUCGUUGGCAGGCUUCCAGCGCAAGGCCACCGAGUUCAAGCAUCAUCACUUCAACACCAUGCCUCGCCAGUUCAGUCCGUUCACAGAGAGCAAGCGUCACCUUGAAGAAGACGACGUGGAGCGAGAGUUCUGGCGGCUCGUUGAAGAUCUUUCAGAUUCGACGGAGGUAGAAUACGGCGCUGACAUCCACUCCACCACACACGGUAGCGGCUUCCCAACCAUUGAGAAGCAUCCUCGCGAUCCGUACUCGACAGAUCCGUGGAAUCUGAACAUCCUGCCGCUAGACAAGGAGUCGCUCUUCCGCCACAUCAAGUCUGAUGUCUCGGGCAUGACUGUGCCUUGGCUUUAUGUUGGCAUGAUCUUCUCCACAUUCUGCUGGCACAAUGAAGACCACUACACAUAUUCUGCCAACUACCAGCACUUUGGAGAGACCAAGACGUGGUACGGCAUACCAGGCGAGGACUCCUACAAAUUCGAGCAAGCAUUGAAAGACGACAUGCCAGAGCUGUUCGAGACUCAGCCAGACCUGCUAUUUCAGCUCGUCACCCUCGCCAAGCCGGAGAAGCUGCGCAAAGCUGGAGUUCACGUCUAUGCGACAGAUCAGCACGCGGGACAAUUCGUGAUCACAUUCCCCCGAGCGUACCAUGCGGGUUUCAAUCAUGGCUUCAACUUCAACGAGGCAGUCAACUUCGCGCCAAGCGACUGGGAACCCUUCGGCGAGGAGGGUGUCAAGCGGCUCAGAGACUACAGGAAACAGCCCUGUUUCUCCCACGAUGAGCUCUUGUUAACAGCCGCCACGCGCGACCACACCAUUCGGACAGGCAAGUGGCUCGCGCCAGCCCUAGAGCGUAUGCUUGAGGAUGAGCUUUCCGCACGCCAGCAUUUCUUCGUAGGUCCUACUCCAGAAGGCGGUGCCGCAUCAGAAGAGCCAUACACUGGACCUCGCUACGCACCAGCACCAGAAAUCAUCGAUCCAACGACAGAAGAAGACGAGGUGAUUUGCACAUUCUGCAAAGCCUACUGCUACCUGUCGAGGUACCAAUGUCAGAAGACUAUGAAGUGGGUGUGCUUACUGCACGCCGGCCAAUUCGAGUGCUGCGAUGCACUAGAAUCCGAACGAUACUCUGGACAAGCUGGAGAGCACAUCGUGUCCGUUCGCAUGACCGAUGAUCAGCUCAAGAAGACUGUUGGCAAAGUCGUUGACAAGGCCAACAUCCCGGAGACGUGGGCUGCAAAAGUAGAUGCUGAGCUUGACGAAAAUCCUCGCCCAUCGUUAAAGCAUCUGCGCACACUAAUGACAGAAGGCGAGAAGAUUCAAUACGAUCUACCGCAACUUCCGGAUUUGCGACGCUUCGUGGAGCGGUGCAAUGAGUGGGUCGAGGAGGCCACUAACUACAUCACCCGCAAGCAGACCAACCGGCGCAAGAACGAGAAGGCGUGGCGUAAAGGAACGAAAGCUGCCGAACUCGAAGAACGUGACAAGGAGUUCCGUAAGGUGUCGAACAUCAAGAAUCUUCUCGAGUCUGCUGACAAGAUUGGGUUCGACUGCGCCGAGAUCACGAUACUCCGUGAUCGCGCCGACAGCAUUGAGGCGUUCCAGAAGGAUGCAAACGCCGCAUUGCACAACAUUCACGCCAGAACGACAGCCGACUUCGAGGAACUUGCGGAGCGCGGGCGUGAGUUCCAUGUGGACAUCCCUGAGAUCGACAAUCUCGACAGAGUUCUGAAGAGACUACGCUGGAAUGACGAAGCCAAGGCCAAGCGUCCAAAUCUCGAAAGUGGAAAGCAAGAGCAGACCUUGUCUGAGAUUGAGAAGUUCAUCCAGUCUGGUGUCGACAUUGGCGUUCCUGACACAAACCCUGACAUUGCAUUCUUCCGGGAGCACAAAGCGCAGGGUGAGCUGUGGGAGCAAAAGGCGAAAGAGUUGAUGGCUGUAGAGCAAGUUCACUAUCAGCAGCUGGAUGCAAUUUCACGACAGGCGACGAGUUUGCCGGUCACCCCCGAAACCCUCGCUCAAGUCGAUGCGAUCCUCAAGAAGCAGCGCGAGAUACAGGAUAAGAUUCUGUCACUGUUCGAGAGAAGCAAAGACCCAGAGUUCCGCAACCGACCACACUAUCGAGAGGUGAAGGAUGUCAUGGACGCCCUAGACGAGCUACAAAGCAAGCCCAAUGGAACAAUCGAUCUAGAGAAAGAGAUGAAGCGACACGAAGAUUGGAUGAGGCGAGGAAAGAAGCUCUUUGGCAAGGCCAACGCCCCUCUCCACAUCUUGCAUCAACACAUGCAGACCGUCGAUAACAGGAACCAGGCUUGUUUUGACCUGACUGACAAACCUCGAGGUCCAAUUGAGCCCUCUAGUAGAGCAGCAACACCGGAAGACGGCGCUGAGCCGCCACCGGAAGGAAGCAAUUCUAGCAGAGAUGUCUUCUGCAUUUGCCGAAAGUCCGAAGCUGGCAUGAUGAUAGAGUGCGAGUUGUGUCACGAGUGGUAUCAUGGCAAAUGCUUGAAGAUCGCGCGUGGCAAGGUGAAGGAGGAUGAUAAGUACACCUGCCCGAUCUGCGACUGGCGUGUCAAGAUUCCACGCGACGCUGCUCGCCCCAAGCUUGAGGAGCUGCAGUCUUGGCAGGACGAGCUUGAGACUCUUCCUUUCCAGCCAGAAGAAGAGAAGACGUUGGCCAGCAUGUGCGAUUAUGGACAAGCUUUCCGCGACUUCGUCAGGACGUACCUCGAUCCUGUUAUGCCGCCCACCACCGACGACCUUCCUUACCUGCGCUUCUACUUGCGCAAGGUUGAAGGAGCGGACAUUUUGCUGGCGCCCGAGACAAACUACUUCCGGCAGACACUUCAUCGUUUAGCGCAGGUCACACCAAGUGCACCACCACUCGUCCAGGAGUCAGGCUCAACGCGGAAGCCGCGUCCAACCAAGCAACAGAAGCUUAUGGCACAACUUGGAAUCACGAACCCAGAUGAUCUGCCACAACAGUACAAGAUCAAGCCUCACGUUGCGAAGCGCAAGAUGUCUGAGGUCAUGGGCCCAGGUGGACCUAUGCCCUUGAAGCCAGCAGGCCACGAAAGUGCAUCGCCGGUUGGGUCUGUCACACCUGGCUUCCCGCCGUCUUCGGCUGGAUCGGCUCAGCCUUUCCCAUCUGGCAUCACUCCUGUGACUCAACCACAAGAACCGAUAAGAAAGAAGCACUUGACAGCUUUGGCCGUCCAAGUCCUCGGUAAAUUGGCUCGUUUCGAUGUGGUAGAUGACUUCCUGGCUGCCGAGCCACACGCAAAUCGCGACAGGCUGCUCAAGAUGAAGGCACUCUUAGAGCUGAUUGAGAUGGGUCAAGAGGAUAGGAGCCUCCUGACUGAUCUUGAGGCAUUCAAGACAAAGGUCAAUGCACUGCCAACGCCGGCCUCGCACACUCCUGGUCUUGGCUAUGAGACGCCCCAAGAGCGCAUGAACAUGGUCUCCUCUGCCUUUGGUCAAUCGCCAAUGUUCUCGACUUCCAACGGCGAAGGGUCUUCUACAUCGGCACCCCAGCAACCUCGACUUGGCUCUCCAGCAAACUUCACUGGCUACGCUCCGCCAGGCACUUCACCACCUCCUCCGCACUUUGGUAAUCACAUCUUCGACUCUGGCCCUGACAACAUGUUUGGCUCGCCAGCAACGUCAGGCGUGGAGGAGAAAUCAAAGGGCAGUGGCGUGACAAGUCCUCUGAUGUCGGGUGCGAUACCAUCUGGCAUGCCUUCGGGUAUGUUUGACUCGCCGAAGCAACCGACAAUCAGCAAUCCACCAGAUCAAAGCUUCACGACAACAGCGGGGAUCAACAGUCCUGGUUUUGGGGGCAGUCAGCACAGCGUUGGUGCUAACAUCGAAAGCGUCUUUGCGGACCUCGUUCAUGAUCAAGACGACGGCCUGCCCACCUUGGACGGCGCGAACGACAAGGGUUCCAUGCCGGCUGAACCUGAAGCCAACGUACCCGCAACUGGCUUCGACAGCUCUACCUUGGAACUCCCCCACAGCGAGGCUGAGGUCAAGAAAGGUGUCGAUAUGAGUAAUGCUGGAUCUGAACCAUCGACACAACCUCCACCAGCAGCGUCAGUGCAGACCACUGAGCAACCAGUGCGGACUUAG